AUGGAAGAAAAGUGCGAUCCGAAACAGGUUUAUGGCACAAAUCUGGUGAAUUGUACAGAUAAAGGCAUUUUUGAUGGAUUCACAAAUAGUUGUGUUCAUGCAGAAAUUUUACAAUUUGAGGAUCAGGAUAAUGAAUACAAAAUGCAGAUUAUUUAUGGAGUCAUUUUACCGUUGUUAGCUGUUGGAGUUGUUGUAACUAAUAGUAUUGUGGUUUUGGUUUUGAGUCAACAGAAAACGGUGGGUUUUUCGAGCAGCUUGAGGAAUUUUAUUUUAUUUUUUGAAUUUAGUCAUAGUUAGAUCCUUAUUUGGGGAAAAAGAUCUGGGAAUUUCCAGACUCCGAGUUCAGAAAAUUUCAUCCCUUUUUUCUAUUUUUCAAAAAUCAAAAAUAUCUUGAUUCAGAUUUCCGCUUUUCGUAAAAAAAAGUGUGAUUUUUCGAGAAAAUAUCACGUCACUUUUUUGUGAAAUGAAAACAUAAAUAAUUUUGUUCAUUUUCAAAAAAUGUGAGGUUGGAAUUUUCGGGUCAGAUUAAAAGGUAGAUUUUUGAACUAAAAUUUUAGGGAAAAUGCUUCAAGUUUUAGCCUAAAUUGCUCCAAAUCAAAAAAAGAAACAAUUCACUUUUUUCAGAAACGAGCAAGUGUUGAGCCGCUUUUAUUAAUGGCUCUCAGCUCAUUGCUCAUGGCAAUCUCACCUCUUCCAUUCACAAUUUAUUACUACAAUCUGAAUCAUUAUGCCGACAAAAAUCACACACUUUUCAUGUGUUAUCUUCAAAAAGUCUGUAUGGAAUUACUUCCAUUUUUCUUCAAUCAAUUGGUCACUUUAUUCACAAUUUUCUUAGGUGAGUUUCAGAAUUGGACUAGGCAUAGAUCCCAAAAAGCCUGAUUAUAAGUCUAUUCAAAUUUUACCUUUUUCCAGGUGUUCAAAGAUUCGUCGCUGUCCAAUAUCCACUUCAAUCAAUUCGUUGGUGUACACCAAGAAAAGUUAGGCGAUAUUCGAAGCUGAUUUUAUUGACAGCCGGUUUUCUAACCGCAGUUCAUGCAGUUUAUGAUAUUCGUAUCAUUUUUCAUUUUUGUAUUAUGUAUGACGGAAAACAUGAAUGGAUUUCAAGAUGUUUUGUUGGAUAUUCAUCGUUGACUUUGGCAAUGGGAGCUGAAGAAACACUGGCGAUUUUUGAUUGGUUUAGAAUUGGAAUGGCUGUGAUAUCGAGUGGCUUGCUCUUUGUUGUGACGAUUUUGUUGAUACAAACUAUAAGGACACAUGAUUCAGUGAAACAGGGGUUCGUUUUUUUUGGGAAAGUUUUCUCCUAGAACAUAAAGUUCCUAAACUAUUCCUAGAAUUUUCCAACCUUCCCAUGAAUAAUUGAAAAUUUUUCAGAGUUCAUCGACACAAAAAUCGUCGAACAACAACGCACACAACAAUUAUGCUAACUGUGAUAAUUGUGAUUUACAUGCUUGCUCGUGCCCCAUCAACACUUCUCAUUUUACUUGUCAAAAUUAUGGAUGUCACAACAGUUCCACAAGUUGCAAUUGACAUAAUAAAUAAUGUGUAUUUGCGAGUUUUCGCGAAUAUCACAGUCAUCACACUUCAUCCCAUUUCGUUUGCUGUCUAUAUGUUUAUGUCGCGAAAGUUUCGUGUUAGCUUGCGACGACUUCUUGGAUGGCGAUUUCUGGCUUCCGAUGAUGAUUUCAAUCAAUUUACAUCGAGUACCAGAAUUCAUGCACAUCCAAAAAUGUCGAUAAUUGAGAAGGAGGACUUGUGGUAAGUCGAGAAUUAUUGAUUUUUUGCAUGAUUUUUCAAACUUCUUCUUCUCUAUGCUUUCAGUGGUGUUCGUAUUCCUCUCAAUGGUUCUUCGCUUGUCCGCGGAACUAAACGUAGAAUGUCGGUUGAUUUUAAGAUGCAAUUGGAUGUGACACCAGAACGAAGACGGAGAGCAACCACUGUUGAAGCUUUUCGAUGA
Molecule: messenger RNA, 1954 nt
Organism: Caenorhabditis angaria
Lineage: Eukaryota; Metazoa; Nematoda; Chromadorea; Rhabditida; Rhabditidae
Source: the annotation of a GenBank genome assembly